AUGAGCUUAGUAAGGGACAUGGAAUUUUAUGCCAUCAAACACGCUGUACAAGUAUGGGAACAUUACUUAAAGGGUAGGACUUUUGAACUAAACACUAUGCAUAAGUCUCUACAAACUGUUCUCCGUAGUACAGAUCAUAAUGAUCGUAUCCAGCGUUGGAUUAAUUUUCUGGCUCAAUACGAUUUCACCAUCAAAUAUAUUCCUGGUGAGACGAAUCACGCUGACGGCCUGUCACAUCUUCAGCUUGAUUAUGUCCGCUAUUUUGGUGCUAACUUUCCAUUAGGUGAAACAGGUGAAUUUCAGAAGAAGUAUGAGCAAGAUGUGUUUUACAAGAAGGUGAUAUCCAUAUUGCAGGGACUGUUGAAGUGCCCUAAGGAACUAAGGAACUAA
Molecule: messenger RNA, 390 nt
Organism: Naumovozyma castellii
Lineage: Eukaryota; Fungi; Ascomycota; Saccharomycetes; Saccharomycetales; Saccharomycetaceae
Exons: 1
Coding region: 1-390 (129 amino acids)
Source: RefSeq, a predicted model, not a curated record